Acaromyces ingoldii is the source of this 932-nucleotide messenger RNA. RefSeq lists its product as hypothetical. Gene Ontology annotation, biological process: rRNA processing; negative regulation of transcription by RNA polymerase II. The record is from RefSeq and is a predicted model, not a curated record. Gene Ontology annotation, molecular function: DNA binding. The coding region runs from base 33 to 836 and encodes 267 amino acids. NCBI's taxonomy places the organism in Eukaryota, Fungi, Basidiomycota, Exobasidiomycetes, Exobasidiales, Cryptobasidiaceae. Gene Ontology annotation, cellular component: nucleolus. The transcript has a single exon.
UUUUUCUCCAAUUGUCAAAGGAAGAGACUGCGAUGGUGUCAUUCAACUGCGACGGGUGCGGCGACGUGGUCAAGAAGCCAAAGUUGGACCAGCACUUCCAGCGCUGCUGGGCGGCUGUGACGUGCCUGGACUGCUCGACGCAGUUUGCGGACCCUUCACAGUGGAAGUCGCACACGACAUGCGUCAGCGAGGCGGAGAAGUACGAGCGCAGCGUCUACCGGGGUGGACCCAAUGGGAAAAAGGGCAAGGGAAAGGGGCAGGGCCAUGGAAACUCGACUGCUCAGAAUGGCCACACGCAGCACCAGCAACAGCAGCAUGGUGACAAUAGGGUAAAGCCUGCGGACGGCGCCGCGCCGCAAGAUAAGGACGUGGUUAAACAGAGUCGAAGCGAUGAGAAGCAAGACGCAUCUGCAAGCAAUGGUGCAACAGCAACAGGUGCUGUGAGCGGCUCUGAAGUCAAGACCGAGAAUGAGACGAGCGGAAAGAAGGAGAAGUUAGAAAAGAAAGAGAAGAAGGAGAAGAAGGACAAGGAAGAGAAGAAGGACAAGAAAGAGAAGAAGGAGAAGAAGGAGAAGAAGAAGAAAGGCGAGGCAACUGGCUCGCAUGAAGCCAAGUUGGAGAGCUCAACUAGUGUCAGCACUGGCGAGAAGAAAGAGGGGCUGGCGGAGGCUGUUGAAAGCGACAAGAAAGACAAGAAACGCAAGCGCACUCCUGAUGGCGCUUCAGCAGAGGCUGAUAUAAAGGUCAAGGACGGCAAGAAAAGCAAGAAGGAUAUGACGGCCGAAGAGAAGGCUGAGCGCAAGCGCGCCAAGAAGGAGAAGAAAGCGAAGGAGUGAGCGAGCCAGCCCAUGACGAGCCAAAUGGCCAGACUGCAUCAACUGUACCAAUACUACACUGCACUGCUACACAAUAUUAUCUUUGAUGACUGCCAA